Parasteatoda tepidariorum (common house spider) is the source of this 2599-nucleotide messenger RNA. RefSeq names its product nuclear receptor coactivator protein neosin (gene Neos). The record is from RefSeq and is a predicted model, not a curated record. NCBI's taxonomy places the organism in Eukaryota, Metazoa, Arthropoda, Arachnida, Araneae, Theridiidae.
ACGAAUCAGAUUCUUUUCGACGAUGAUCGGAAGUUUAGCAAACAUAUGCAGCGUUAAUACUCCCUAAAUUCCCGAGUCAAUUCAACAUAAAAGGGUGAUAAAGUACAUGCUAAAAGUACUACUAAAAGUACUACUAAAAGCUGUGUUAACUUUAUGCAGUAAAAAUAGUUCCUAUGCAUUAGGAAUCCCUCACAGCAACAGCAACAAUAAUUUUAAUCGUUAUUUUUAUCCUAUCGAUGAAAAAGCGUAGACUCCAUUGUUUUUAACUUUUAAAAAGUAAGUCCUAAUGACACAGUGCCGGCCUUUAACAUUUAAAUUACAAUAAUUUAUAACUAACUAUCACCUUUGUAUAUAAAUUAAUCAACCAGCUAAAAUGAGUUUUCGUGGUCGAGAUAAUGACGCGGGCAGCAAGAUGGAUAUGAACGAGUCCAGAAGAUAUGGUAAUAUGGAUAAUGAUAGAGGAGGAAUGAAUGAUGAAAUGGAUGAUCGCAGAUUUGACUCGAGUCGAGGACGAAGACCUCCAUUUGGGCGUGGUAGAAGACCAUCUCCACCAAACAGAGAUCGCAAUAAUAGGGACUUUUUUGGUAGAGAUGAACCUCCUAUGUUGAGAGAUAGAUCUCCAUUGCGAGGGUCUGAUGAUCGUUUUAAUGAUAGAUUUAAAAAAGAGGAUAGCGGUUUUAUGAAGAGAGACGAUAGGAGGGAUACAGGAAGGCCUUUUUAUGGGGAUGAUUCUCGGGAACGUUUCAUGGACAAACCUAGGUCUGAAGGCCCUGGUGGAUUUGAUCACUUUUCUGGACCUGGUGGUGAUUCUUUUAAUGCUCGGUCUAUGAACUUUCCGAGUGGUCCACCCCCAAGAAUGCCUACUGGAGGUUUUCCCAAGCCUAAUGAAUGUGAAAUAAUUGUUGUAAAUAAAAAUCACAGGGUUUAUGCAGAGUCAGUUGAAGCUAGAGUGAAAGAAAUUGGAAUUGUUGUUGAUAUGCUGUUUUUAAAAGAUGAAGCUCUCUUAACACAGACCAUUGAUGAUAUUGCUCGCCGUGGUAGCUUAUAUGCGAUGGUUAUUAGCCCGCAAAAUGAAACUCAUAGAUCUGUUACAGUUAAUAUUCUUCAUGGCACUCCUCAAGAACAUCGUAAUAUGCCAUUAGAAGAUGCUCUAAAGUUGCUGGGUCAAAACUUUCAUAAGCAUGUUCGCUUGCAACGAGAAAAAAUGGAACGCGAACGAGCCGAGCGUGGACCUUACGUUGGAAACGUAUCUGCCGACCGAGAAAUUCAAUUACUGCUUCGCAUGCUCGCUGAUGGACGAUGGUUAUCUGAAACUGAGUUAACUGCAGUAAUUCGUUACUUAACUGAAAGGCGAGAUAAAAUUACGGGCAAUGCAGAGGAAGAUAGGAGAAUCGGUCGAACUCCCAUCCCUCCUGCUAAUAUAAAGAUGGAUCAACCCCCCUUUCAAAAAGAUAAUAUUGAUGUGGCCCAAAAAGAACAAGAUCUCCAAAAUCGCAUUAUGAAUAUCAUGAAUCAAGGAGCACCUACAUCUUCAAGUCAAAAUACCAACAUGUUGUCAAGUAAUGAUAUUCCAUUAAAUAGAGGUAAUCAGUCUUUCGGGGCUAAUACCAUGAAUCCGCCAUCGUCUGGGAGUACAAAUAUUCCUGGGCUAAAAACCAUGGAUGAUAAACUUUCAACUAGUAGAGAUGCAAGUUCUGCUUUAGGAGACACUCAAACAGGUGGUGAUGCUGCUCCGCCAAGCACAUUUAUUAAUUUUGGAGAUCCAAGUGUGCAAAAAGCAUUGGACAAUUUAAUACAAACUGGACCAAAUAUACUAAAAAAUAUCAAAUCUUCUUUGUCAAAUCAACCUCAAAGUUCUCUUCUUGGGAAUACAUCUAAGCCUCCAAUAAGUAGCACUGGAAUGGGAUCUCCCAAUGAUGCCAUGGGAAUGCCAAGAGAUGGUAUGGGAUCAGCUAGGGGACCUAGUGGAUUGUCCGAUAUCAGUGGAAAUGCCAAUAACAGAGGUCCAGGAAAUUUAGACAUGGGUCCACCUAGGGGACCAGGCGGCUUGUCAGAUUUAGGUGGCCCAAGACCUAGGGGAAAUGUGGGCUCAUCUGAUGGUAUGGGCAUGGGACCUCCUGGAAGAUUUGGUGGUAUGUCUGAUAUGGGUGGAAUGAGUUCACAACACAAUUUUGGAGGUAAUAACAUGCAAGACUCUGGAAUGGGUCAACAAAGAAUGUCUGAUGUAAAUCGUAUGGGUCCACCUAGAGGUGGUAAUAUGGGAAUGGGUUCAGGUGGCCCCCGUGGCAUGGGUAAUGAUUUUCCUGGUCAAAACCAAUUUGAUCAAUUUAAAGGCCCUGGGAACCAACCUGGCAGUUAUUCUGGUGGAUCAUUCAAUUCUGGUCCAGGUAUGGGAAAUAUGAGACAGGAAUAUGGAGGAAUGGGUCGUAGACCUGGAGGACGCUAUUAAAUUCAUUUCAUACUUUUAAACACAACACAAAUAGCUGGAGUAGUGCUCAUUCAUUCCUUGUAUUCAUAUUGGUGUUUUUCAUUUAUUUUGUGUCUGUUAAUUUUAUGUUAUUGAAUAAAGGAACAUAGAAAGCUCGUCUUUUUACUCUUA